CGAAGACUAUUUAAAGUCAAAAAGUCCGCAAUAACUUCAUUGCAGUUGAGAGGCCCUACCUUCAACAAAAUGAAUCCAACGACUGUUACAUACCUGCUAUUCUCCCUCUUGGGAUAUUCCAGUAUCAUUAUUGCAGCAUCAAUUCCUUCUGAUGUACAGGCAAUUCCCUCUGAUGUAGCAUCGGUCCCUUUCGAUGCAGUUUCUGCGAAUGAAGUACCACCCCCUUCAUUUAGUAGAGUUGUAGGUGGAGUACAGGUUGACAUUAGAGAUUAUCCUUAUCAGACUUCAGUGCAAUACUCCUUGGUCCAUCUUUGUGGUGGUUCAAUUAUAGCCGAAUCGUUUAUCCUUACAGCCGCACAUUGUGUUUCACAAAAAUUGGCUUCACAAUUCUCCGUUCGUGCAGGAUCGAAUUAUCGAAACUUCGGUGGGGUAACAAGGGCAGUUAGUGCCAUCUACGUUCCUGCAAGGUAUAAUUCGAGUACCGCUGAUUUGGAUGUUGCGCUCAUUUCUUUACAAUCUCCUUUACAAUAUGGAAUAGCAAUUAAUGCUGUUUCACUACCAGCAUCAAACAUUCUCAUUCCUGCUGGUACCAAUGCAAUAACAACAGGAUGGGGAGAGGGCAUCUUCAAUUCCCGACUUCGUGGUGUUAGCGUGCCAGUUGUUUCCUACUCUGCUUGCCGGAAUACCUAUAAACUAACCCCAAACAUGAUCUGCGCAGGUUUCGCUGGAGAAAAUCGUAAUGCUUGUCAGGGUGAAUCGGGUGGACCAUUGGUAGCAAACCGUUACGGUCAAAUUGGCAUUGUAUCCUGGGGACGUGGAUGCUCCUACCGUGUUUAUUCUGACAUUCCUGCUCUUCGAGGAUGGAUCAACUCAGUAACCGGAUUAUAAAUAUGUUACAAAUUGGUGUAAAAACAAACAAAAUAUACGGCAAGCAACGA
Agrilus planipennis (emerald ash borer) is the source of this 938-nucleotide messenger RNA. RefSeq names its product trypsin 3A1-like. The record is from RefSeq and is a predicted model, not a curated record. Gene Ontology annotation, molecular function: serine-type endopeptidase activity. NCBI's taxonomy places the organism in Eukaryota, Metazoa, Arthropoda, Insecta, Coleoptera, Buprestidae. Gene Ontology annotation, biological process: proteolysis. Bases 70 to 888 code for a protein of 272 amino acids. The transcript has 4 exons.